CUGACUGACAGCUGAUCUGUGCUAGCAGUUUCAAAGGAGGACGCACAACAAAAUUAAUUCAAAUCGCCCCACCACGACCGCUUUCACCAUGGGCACAGCUAUGUUCGCGAGGGUGACUUUCUAUCCAACUUUAUUUUACAAUGUGAUGAUGGAGAGGAUGACCAGCCGGCGCUGGUAUGACCGGAUGGAUGACACGGUGAUCCUUGGUGCCCUGCCUUUCCAGGGGAUGACGAAACAGUUGAAGGAGGAGGAAAAUUUAAAGGCAGUAGUGUCAAUGAAUGAGACAUAUGAAUUAAAGAUAUUUUCAAAUGAUGCCGAGAAAUGGCGCGAGCACGGCGUAGAGUUCCUACAGCUAGCGACGACGGACAUAUUCGAGACCCCGGACCAGGACAAGCUGUACGAAGGAGUUAGGUUCAUUAACAGGUUUCUGCCAAUUGACAGUAAAAUAAAGCGGAUAACAAGUGAGAAUCCAGUGAACAGUGGCACAGUGUACGUGCACUGCAAGGCCGGGCGGACCCGCAGCGCGACGCUAGUCGGCUGCUACCUUAUGAUGAAAAAUGGCUGGUCGCCGGCGGAGGCAGUAGAGCACAUGCGUACUCGACGACCACACAUAUUGCUGCACACCAAGCAGUGGGAGGCGCUGCAGAUAUUCCAUAGGACUCAUGUGCAGGCGUAGCUAGCGGCAAUGUAGGCAAGAAAUAUACUAGAGGGAAA
Cydia splendana is the source of this 714-nucleotide messenger RNA. It is a transcript of the gene PTPMT1, whose product is annotated as phosphatidylglycerophosphatase and protein-tyrosine phosphatase 1. Gene Ontology annotation, molecular function: phosphatidylglycerophosphatase activity; phosphatidylinositol-4,5-bisphosphate 5-phosphatase activity; protein tyrosine/serine/threonine phosphatase activity. The coding region runs from base 89 to 676 and encodes 195 amino acids. The transcript has 6 exons. Lineage: Eukaryota; Metazoa; Arthropoda; Insecta; Lepidoptera; Tortricidae. The record is from RefSeq and is a predicted model, not a curated record. Gene Ontology annotation, biological process: protein dephosphorylation.